Molecule: messenger RNA, 2316 nt
Organism: Penicillium nucicola
Lineage: Eukaryota; Fungi; Ascomycota; Eurotiomycetes; Eurotiales; Aspergillaceae
Product: ubiquitin C-terminal hydrolase family protein
Exons: 5
Coding region: 1-2316 (771 amino acids)
Biological process (GO): protein deubiquitination
Cellular component (GO): cytosol; nucleus
Molecular function (GO): cysteine-type deubiquitinase activity; cysteine-type endopeptidase activity
Source: RefSeq, a predicted model, not a curated record
AUGAGUGGGAUCCAUCGAUUCUUGACUCGUCGCGACCGACACCACAAGUUGCACAAGCAGAACAAAGAAGAGGCGUCCCACCUUCUCUCGCGACCACUAUUCCAGAACUUUUUCAAGUCAGAAACCAAACUCGAGGAUAAUCAGGAACAUGACAAGAAGGUCAAAGCCCUUGUCCAGCGAAUUAAACAGCUCGGUAUCACUGCAUUAGAGGAAGAACAUAUAAGUUAUGCAUUACAAGCUACUCAAGGAGAUACAGAAAAGGCAUUCAGUCUACUUCUUCUGCUGGAAGAUUCUAUCGAAGGCAUCAUCAGGACCUACACACCCAACACAAAGCUUCUAGGAGCAGAGAAUCGUGCUGGUGUGACAUGCUACCUGGAUGCUUUGUUAUUCGCCAUGUUCGCGCGGCUUGAUUGUUUCGAAGCCAUUCUCUACAAAUCAUUUAGUGAUGAGCCGCGUCGAAAGCUUGCAGUUCUGCUGAGAUUAUGGGUGAAUCUUCUGCGAUCAGGAAAGCUUAUUACAACUGAUAUGACGAAACAUUUACAAGAUGCUCUGGCAGAAUGCGGAUGGGAAGAUGCUGCCAAUCUUCGUCAACAAGAUACAUCAGAAGCGUUUACAUUCAUCACUGAGAAGCUUGAGCUCCCACUCUUGACUCUGAAGAUGGACAUCUUCCACACCGGCAAAGAGGACGAGAGCGACGAUCAUAAAUUCAUCAACGAAAGGCUUCUAGAAGUUGCCAUUCCACCGGAACCAACUGAUGGAGAGCAAUCCCUUACUUUGGAAGAUUGCCUGGAAGCCUAUUUCAAUAAUAGGAUUGAAGUAAAACGACACAUGGAACGACGUAACACAGCUACAUCAAUCCGAUCAAUGGAUUCUGCUUCCAUAUCCAAGGGCUCCACUACACAUGUUGAGGCGAUCGAGAUUGAGACUACACCUACGCUCUCACCCCAGCCUUCUCAUACUCCGCAACCUGAAAGGGCUACCCCGUGGUCAUCAUUUACUGAGUUCACUGAAGCCCUCGACUCAUCUCGAACUCCUGGUCGACGUGCUAGCAUUGUCCAAGAGCGCUUCUUCCCAGAAUCGAGCGAAGAAACAAAUUCUGAUGAUACAAAUAACGAAAACGAGAAAUCCCCCAUCCCGGAAGGACAACCCCGCAGGGGAGUCUACAAGAAGGAAGUGAUGAUGCCUGCAUGGCAAUUUUUCAGCUUGAUACCAUGGUACACGGACAAUACUCCCACAAAUGAUGCGCAAGUUGCAGCGCACUUUUCUUCCAAGCGGCCCAUCCUUGGAAUGUGUCUCAAGCGCUAUUCAGUCUUGCCAAAUGGCAAGGCCGUCAGACUCAAUACACAUAUCGAUAUUCCUACCGAGAUUGGUCUGCCUCACUUUAUCCAGGACGAUAAUUUGGAUGCAAAUGCUCCUAUAUAUGGCAACUUUAAACUUUCCCUACAGGCUUUAGUCUGCCAUAGAGGCGAUUCGGUUGACUCAGGGCACUACAUCGCAAUCGUCCGGGGCACUAGCUCCCCUAAUUCCGACUCCCUUGCCACAUCUGGCUCUGAUCCUUCAGAGACCUCAAAACAUUGGAUGCGCUUCGACGAUCUUGCAGCAGAACGGGUGACCCUGGUUGACAUUGAUCAAGCACUGAAAACCGAAUCUCCUUAUCUCUUGUUUUAUCAAAUUCUUCCGAUUUCCGAGGAUCCAUCCGCCGUCAAUCUUCCGCCUGCGCCAUCCUCUCGGGCGUCAGAUGGCAGUACCUUGGGCGAUCAACUAGAUUUCACCGAUGACAUAGCUCCCGAUCGACCAAGUGUUGAAGUUACUGGACCCCCUGAAGUUGGCACCCCGACUUUCGCCAAUCCUCCAAGGCGCUCCAGUGUGGCGUUCUCGGAAAACAGUAAUCCAAACGGUCUUCAGCCGACUUCUAUUCCAUCAUCAUCGCCUAGAUUGGCACCUAUGGAAGAAGAGGGCACAAAUAACUGGCGGUCAUUCUCUCGUCGUGGAUCCCGAACAACUAGAAGCAAUCCUGGAAGCCGCGCUGGCAGUCAAACCGGCGAAAACAGAAUCAGCGCUACCUUCUCGCGGUUUGCUGGGCGUCUUAGCCGAGACAAAAUUAGCAAUGAUGGAUUCAACGAGGAAGGCGAAACAGACGAGUCUGCAUUGGACAUUGACGAAGCAAUGGACGAGAUGAAGCUUGGGUCAGGCGCUUAUGAGAAGGAGAAGCAAGGAAGAGGACGAACAAAAGAUCGGGAACGAAACAAGGGCAAGUCCAAGGAGAAAUCCAAGGAAAAGAGCAAGAGACCGGACCGGGAAUGUAUGGUUAUGUGA